AUGGCCAUGGCACCUCCGUGGAUGAUCCGCAUGCGCAUGCCGAUGCUUCUCCUCUUCAUUUCUCUGUCCCUUCUGGGGCGCCUGUCCCUUGCCGCGCGGCCAGCGCAGGGGCAGGGGCCGGCCCAGAAGGGGAAGAGCAGCGAGAAGGAGCUGCAAGGUGUGCUUGGCACGGAGGGAUCCGAAGGCUCCGUGUCGGACCGGGGAAGCUCCUUGGCAAGUCCGGACGAGAUUUUGCUUUCCCGGGAUCAUGGCUGUGCCGAGGCGAUGACUUCUUUGAAGAAAGAGGCCUGCUCAGUGAGUGUCUUUGUGACCAUGGCUUCUACCGUGGCAAGUUCCAUGGACUGCGAGUUCUUGCGAACGAACAACCUGCUCCGAAUCUUCGCCAAGCUUUUCCAACGGGCCGAUGCUGCUGAGCUGGCCAGCAAGCGGGAGGAGCCGAAGAAGCUGCAAGAGAUGGAGACCUGCAAGAAAGAGGACUGCAAACCGGGUGAGGCCGAGGGUGGAAGCUGCUCUGGCAUCCGCUUCACCAGCUACAACGGCAAGAGGAUUCUGAUGAUGCCGCUGGAUUCGCUGGAUGAAGGAAGCAGCGGAGCUAGGAGCACUGCAGUCAAAGAGGGCCUCAGCUUUGCCAUGCUGGGAGGUGGCGUGGACGACUUCUCGAACAGCGAGAAGGUGAUCUUUACACCUGGCUUCCACACACGGCUGCAAUACUUCGGCUACGACCCGAAAAUUGUCAUGCACCUCUGGACCAGUGGCUCUAAAGAAGCUACCGCCCCGCGGACCUGGGCUUGCAUCGACCGGCCGCACUCGAAUCUCCUUGACCCCACCAUCCGAAGCAGCGUCUUCAACGGGACGCUGCCCGGAAGCGAGCCUGCCCCGUUGCACUGGAUGCCCGCCGCCAAGAGCCGAGUCACUGGCGAUCUCAUCAGCGAGGUCUCCGCCGCGGCCUUCAGGACGGACUCGGCGAAGGCGGUCCCCAUGGGUACGGUCACCAUGACCGUUAACAUGACCUACGCCGGCGAAGUCCUGAGCAAGCUUCGGCUUAGUCCCAAUUUCUACUCCAUCGUUGCAGAUUCUGGCGGCCAGGUGGUCGCAAUGAGCCAACGGGCACGAGACGUCGUUUUCAGAGACGGCUUCAGCGAAGAAGAACUCCGGAACCCGUCCGGACAGCCCGCCUGCAGCGCAGAGCGACGGACGGACUGCUGGUGGGCACCGCCCUCGCCACUCUCCCUCAAGAACGCAACGGACCCGAGGUUCAGCGGCAUCGACUUUGAGAGCAUUCUCGCGACGGUCUUCAACGCCUCGAUGAAAAGCGAGCACCUCUGUUCCAUGGGGGUGAGGACUCGGACCCUUGACGUUCCGAAGGGUAACCACCUGGCCGUCUUCUGCCGGCUGAUGGCCAAUCCAGAGUGGGCAAUUUUCCUGCUCGCGCCGCUGGAGGAGCUGCAGACGGCGGCCACAUUCACCGUGGACAAGGAGAAUAUCACCAAGGACAAUGUAGGCAAGAAUGAUGACGGCAAGGACGGCAAGGACACGAUCACCCUCCACAACACGGGUCGCGUGGCGCUUCCUUUCCAAGUCACGGUCAGUGCAGGGAAGGGGGACAACAGCAGCUGCAUGACGGUGUCGCCCUCCAAUGGUACGUUGGCCCCCAAUGAAACCGCGAAGCUGCUCCUGAACUUCGAUCUGGACACUUUUGGCUAUGGCACCUCCAGCGGCUGGAUCAUCGUUCACCCGGACACUUCGGAUGACCGGGGCGCCUGCUUCCGAAAGAGCUCCUGGACCAGGUUCUCCUUGACUCGGCCGAAGCCGAGGGGGUUUUUGAAGGAGGCGAUCAUCCGCAACGGCAUCCCUCUGUCCGCGGCGCUGAUGCUGGCCCUGGCCAUGGUUCUCUACCGAGUGGUCUCUUCCCUGCUGAACUCCUACUACGGGAAGCUGGCCAAGGAGCGCAGCACCAUCGAGAAAGCGCUCUCCGCCACCCAGGAGGUCUCCUUCCCCAUGGUCCUGCUCCAGGUGCCCAUCUUCAAGGAGCUCGGGAAGUUCGUGGCCUUCGAGAACACUCUGCAGCGCUCCACCUGGCUCCACACCAUCCAGGAGAUCGACGACUUCCUGCAGAAGGCACUGAACAAGGUGAUCUUCAUGUCCCACCAGUGGACGGCCUUCGCAGAACCUGAUCAUACAGGCAAGCAAUAUGAGCAGAUGGUCAUGGCCGUGGAGGAGGUGAUGAAGAAGUGGAAGUGGCAGGAAAGCACGACCUACGUGUGGCUCGAUUACAGCUCCAUUCCGCAGAGGCACCGUCCGUCGCAGACAGCUGCGAUCAACUCUCUGACGGUCUACGCCGCCAAGGUCUCCGCUUUCGUGGUCGUGGCGCCUCCCGUGAAGCACAAGGAUCUGGAGGAUGAGUGCAACAAGGACACCUACCAGUGCCGUGCCUGGUGCAGGGCCGAGCAGCUCUCGCACCUUUUGGCCCAGGCUGGUGACAACAUGUUCCUGGCAGAGAGCGGCCAGCUGACCCCCCUCGACGAGGUCUGGCUGCAGAAGUCGAUCCAGGUCUUCGGGGAGGACAGCCAGCUCACCUGCUGCAGGCGCAAGCACGAGGGAAUGGACAUGUGCGACCAGGAGCGUCUGGUGGUGCCCAUGCUGGGCCUCUGGGCCCAGCUUUGCCGAACGGUGAAGGCAGGCGGCGCGAACGAGAAUCUUCGGAAGAUCCACAAAGAUCUCUUGACCUUGGAAGCAGGCGUCCCCAGGAUCAAGAGGAUCUUCCCCGAGACGUUUAUGCAUGAGACGGAGAACGGGCAGGAGGAGCGUACCCUUUUCGGCAACCUUGUGGAGAGGUUGCAGGACACCCUGAAUCAAGAGCAGCCCGCUUCCGAGAAAGAGAAGGAGAAGCGUAACUUCAAGGCGCUGGCCACGGCCACUGCGGCGGCCGCUUCUCUUGCACGCCGCCCUGACACGUUGGGCGUGCCUAUGGCUUCGAACGAAGCUUCGGGUAGGCGCUUGAGCCAAGUCCUAUCUCCUCCGCCGGAGGCCUAA
Molecule: messenger RNA, 3033 nt
Organism: Symbiodinium sp. CCMP2456
Lineage: Eukaryota; Dinophyceae; Suessiales; Symbiodiniaceae
Source: the annotation of a GenBank genome assembly